AUGGCAAUAAUGACGAGUAGAGCAGCACCCAGAGGUCCUCCCAGACCUAACCUCAGCUCCUGCUCGUCAUCUUAUCACCAUCGAUUUAACCCAACAAAAAAGAAGCUUGUAAUGAUGGGUUCCAGCUUCCUCAACAACCCAUAUUUUCUGCUUUCAUCAAAUAUUGCCAGGCGACAAAAGUUUAUUCCUACCCAGGCCUCCAAUUCUCAAAGAAGAGGAGGAAAAGAAGAAGAAGAAGAAGAAGAAGAAGAAGAAGCUUUCAGCAUGAAUGACGCCACCAGUGGUGUCUCUCAGGAGGAUUGGAACUAUUUAUUGAAACUAGGAGCUGGUUCUCUUGCUGGUGCAGCUGCAAUAAAGUAUGGAAGCAUCCUGUUUCCUGAGAUAACAAGACCAAACAUCUUACAGGCUCUGAUUAUGAUAUCAGCUCCUGUAGUUGUAGCCAUCGUGCUCUUGAUCAAGCAAAGUCGUCAAGAGUGA
Messenger RNA from Dovyalis caffra, 477 nucleotides. NCBI's taxonomy places the organism in Eukaryota, Viridiplantae, Streptophyta, Magnoliopsida, Malpighiales, Salicaceae. The record is from the annotation of a GenBank genome assembly.